Polyodon spathula (Mississippi paddlefish) is the source of this 1097-nucleotide messenger RNA. Its product is annotated as E3 ubiquitin-protein ligase TRIM39-like. The record is from RefSeq and is a predicted model, not a curated record. Gene Ontology annotation, molecular function: protein binding. The transcript has 4 exons. NCBI's taxonomy places the organism in Eukaryota, Metazoa, Chordata, Actinopteri, Acipenseriformes, Polyodontidae. The coding region runs from base 8 to 559 and encodes 183 amino acids.
CAUUCGAAUGAAAUUCAAUGCAGUGGGAUAUGUUGUAGAAAGAGAAUGGAGUAGCAUAACUACGUGUCAAGCUAAAGUGACCCUGAACCCUGACACAGCCAGCCCCAGCCUCACAGUCUCUCAGGAUGGCUCACAAGUGAGAUUCAAAGGGGAUGGAUCAGCAGGGUGGCCCAGUGUGCUGGGUAAGGAGGGGUUCACCUCCGGGAGGCACUACUGGGAGGUGGAGGUGGGGGAGAAGGGCUACUGGGCUCUGGGCAUCACCACAUACCUUGAUGAGAAGAGCAUACCUGAGAAACCAGAGGAGGGCUACUGGCUUCUGAGGCUGUGUAGAGGAAAUAAAUAUGAAGCUGUGAGCCAGUCCCUAGUCCCUCUCACACUGCAACGCAAGCUCUAUAAAGUGGGAGUGUAUCUGGACUAUAAGAAAGGAGAGUUAUCAUUUUACAAUGUGUACGAUGAUAGCAUGAGAUAUGAAAUCCACACUUUUAAUUACAAAUUCACUGAGGUCUACCCCAUCUUCAGCCCAGGGUCUCGAGAUAGAGGACCUUUGAAACUUAACUAAAGUUAACUAAACUGAUUAACAUAGAUUCAUAUGGUGUUUUUAAUUUUCUGGUACAAAAAUGAAAUUGCUAAUUAAUUGCAAUGACUAAUUUAAGACUGGCUUGGUUAGUCUGACCUGAUGGGAGGGGAACCUUAAAACAUGUGGGAAUGCGGUCAAGCUUAUUUCAUGAAUUAAUUGCCAAUUUAUAAAGGCUCAGCUCACUACAGCUCUGUAUGCAGGAGCAGCAGGUUGUUCAGCAUGGGUGAAGUAUAGUUUUGUUUUUGUAACAAUGUGUUUGGCAACGCUGAACCUCUGGGCUGAUUGCUUGAUCUGAUUAUGUGGUGGUGGGGAGGAAUAUCAUUGCACAGUAGUUAUAUGGAUGCAUAUAAACUGAAAUUAUUUUUAUUAUGCGUUAAUGUCUAGAAUGCUGCCCUUUUGUUACCAAAAGACUGGGGUUCUGGAACCAAAUGAAAUCUUUUCCUUGGUCAAACUUCUUUGUGUUGAGUUGUGUUUCUGUCACCAGGUUGUGGAGGCAUAUAAUAAAUAUGUAUAUAACAAA